Molecule: messenger RNA, 1836 nt
Organism: Schistocerca americana (American grasshopper)
Lineage: Eukaryota; Metazoa; Arthropoda; Insecta; Orthoptera; Acrididae
Gene: eIF2gamma
Product: eukaryotic translation initiation factor 2 subunit 3
Exons: 12
Coding region: 198-1574 (458 amino acids)
Biological process (GO): positive regulation of translational fidelity; formation of translation preinitiation complex
Cellular component (GO): cytosol; eukaryotic translation initiation factor 2 complex
Molecular function (GO): GTP binding; GTPase activity; tRNA binding
Source: RefSeq, a predicted model, not a curated record
AAAACGUGGUAACAUGUUCUUUGAAUCUGGCAUGUCGUGUUCUAACCUAUGUAGAUAGUAAUUUGUGAGAGGUUGUGUCAUUGUUACACCUAAUUGCAUAGGAUUUUAUGAUUAGAUCUGUGUAUAUCUUUCAUUGAUAUAGGAGUCAUAUUUAUAAUUUACCUUAGCAGUAGCGAAAUAUUUAUAUACUGAAGAACAUGGGUAGCCCAGCUGUUAUUAACGGAGAACUCGACUUGACGAAGUUGACACCCCUCUCACCUGAAGUCAUAAGUAAACAGGCUACAAUUAAUAUCGGAACCAUUGGUCAUGUAGCGCACGGCAAAUCAACUGUGGUAAAAGCAAUCUCUGGGGUGCAGACUGUCAGAUUCAAAAAUGAACUUGAACGGAACAUUACGAUUAAGCUUGGCUACGCUAAUGCGAAGAUAUACAAAUGUGACAAUGAGAGGUGUCCACGGCCAGCAUGUUACAUAUCUGGUGGAUCGGGCAAGGACGAUAGCUUUCCCUGUCUCCGUGCGGCAUGUUCCGGACGUUUCCAGGUCGUCCGGCACGUAUCGUUUGUGGAUUGCCCGGGUCACGACAUUCUUAUGGCGACCAUGUUGAACGGUGCCGCCGUGAUGGAUGCAGCACUCCUGCUUAUAGCUGGGAACGAGUCUUGUCCGCAGCCGCAGACGUCGGAGCAUCUGGCGGCCAUCGAGAUCAUGAAGCUGAAGCACAUCCUCAUCCUGCAGAACAAAAUUGACCUCGUCAAGGAGGGACAGGCCAAGGAGCAGUAUGAGCAGAUAAUAAAGUUUGUGCAAGGCACAGUAGCCGAGGGAGCGCCGGUGAUACCCAUCUCGGCGCAGCUCAAGUACAACAUAGAGGUGCUGUGCGAGUACAUCACGACCAAGAUACCCGUCCCGAUGAGGGACUUCACGAGCCCGCCACGCCUUAUCGUCAUCCGUUCGUUUGACGUUAACAAGCCGGGCUCGGAGGUUGACGACCUGAAGGGAGGUGUCGCCGGUGGCAGUAUUCUCAGGGGUGUGCUCAAGGUGGGCAUGGAGAUCGAGGUGCGGCCCGGGCUGGUGUCCAAGGACAGCGACGGCCGCCUGACGUGUCGGCCCAUCUUCUCGCGCAUCGUUUCGCUCUACACCGAGCAGAACGAGCUGCAGUUCGCUGUGCCGGGUGGCCUCAUUGGUGUGGGCACGAAGAUCGAGCCGACGCUGUGCCGCGCGGACCGGCUGGUGGGCCAGGUGCUGGGCGCGGUGGGCGCGCUGCCGGAGAUCUUCAUCGAGCUGGAGGUGUCGUACUACCUGCUGAAGCGGCUGCUGGGCGUGCGCACCGAGGGCGACAAGAAGGGCGCCAAGGUCCAGAAGCUGACGAAGGGUGAGGUGCUGCUGGUGAACAUCGGGUCGCUGUCGACGGGCGGGCGGGUUCUGGCGACCCGUGCCGAUCUGGCCAAGAUCUCGCUGACCAACCCCGUGUGCACUGAGGUCGGCGAGAAGAUCGCCCUGAGCCGCAGGGUGGAGAAGCACUGGAGGUUGAUUGGCUGGGGACAGAUCCGCGGAGGGGAGAAGAUCGAGCCCGUCAGCCAGUAAAAAAGGACUUUCUCCGGGCCUUGCAGCCAGGCAGCUGUAAGGAAGAAAAGAGAAGGAAGAGAGAGAGAGAGAGAAGAAAGAGAGAGAAACUACUGACUGAGGUGGCCACUUUGUGAAGUUCUUUCACAGUUUCGGCUGUCCUCGGUCACUGUUGCUAUCGAUAUCGGCACUAUAUUCUAGGGAUGUUGUCUGGACUGUGGUGCUGUUUCAUUUUCUUUAUGUAUCACACGAGACUUAAAUCAAUAAAAAAUAUAGCUCAAAA